UGAAUAGUUUGUGUGUAGGAGACGGGAAUUCUGAAAGCUUCUCCUCCUUAAAUCUCCUAUUAACACUCUACAGUGCCAAAUUUUGGAAAUGCGAAAAAGGACUGAAGGAUGCGUUGGGAAAAUCUCUUUCUCUUUUACCUCGGCUUGAAUUGCGUGAUGACCUUUUCGUUUGCCGUUGACCAGUGCAGAUCAGAAGUUAACGAACAAGAAAUGGCUCUUGAGGGAUUUGUCUUCAAAAAGAUUUUAGUUCCAGCCCCUUUCAUGUGCGAUGUUGAAUGCGAAAAAGAAAUCACUUGUCAGAGCUAUAAUUACAUUGUGAAAGAAAACAUUUGUGAGCUGAAUAACCGUACGAAGGAAGCAAGGCCCGAGAAUUUUCGCCGAGACCCUUCAAGGUUUUAUAUCAGACGUUUGGCAGGAAGAGUUCCUCUGGGAUCUAUUCCCGAGCUACCAGCGCAGUCUUGCCAUGAAAUUAGAGCGAGUGAAGGAAGAGAAACUAAAGGAAAUAAAUACUGGAUCGACCAGGCUGGAAAUGGUACAGCAAGAUUAGGUUCCUGUGAAGAGAGUAUGAGAGCUUGGUACAACUUCACAACGCUGGGUGCCACAAAAAGACAUGGCCCAGACAACAGUACUGGUUACAGAGGAACUGGGUGCGAAGGUGUGCAAGUGAAAGGUGGAAAACAAGAAUGGACUGUACCAUUUACUGGGCGAUUCCACCUGGAGGCAUGCGGAGCUUCUGGUGGGAGGGGUUUAAGUAGCGCUGGAGGCAAGGGGGCUAAAAUUAAUGGCACUGUCAGGUUGGAAAAAGGAGUCAAACUUGUUAUACUUGUUGGACAAAGAGGCUCGUCGCGAGGGAGUGGUCACUCAGGGAGUGGAGGUGGGGGAACCUUUGUUCUUUAUUCUCCUCGGAUGAGGCCUCUUCUCGUUGCUGGUGGGGGAGGGGGUGGUGGAUCCCAAAAUGGUCAUCCUGGUAACGAUCAAGUCGAUGGAAGCGGUAACGGUGCAGGCAGUAAUGGGGAGGGCGGCCUUCUUUGUGGAGAUCCUGCACUAGCAAUGCAUCCCGAUUCUGGAUCUGGAGCAGGUAUUAACGGAAGUGGAGGAUGCUUUAAAUCUGCCAGUGUUCAGUCAGGACAACUAUGUAUGAAGACAGACUGUGAAAAAGGAGGGAAAUCUUUCAUUGUUGGAGGAGAAGGUGGUAAGGCGGAUUCAGCUGAUUGCCAUGGUGGUUUCGGUGGUGGAGGAGCUUGCGACGGUGAUGGUUACCCUGGUGGAGGGGGUGGAUAUUCUGGUGGUGGAGUCGAUUCUAGCGAAGGUUGGUCAGCGGGAGGUGGUGGAGGGUCCUUUGUGGAAAACCCAACUUGGAUUAUUAUAAAAGGAGGCUGCGAUGAGGGGGAUGGGUAUGUUUCCUUCACUAGAGAUAAUUGAAUCAAAAAAGGACGUAUUACUCUGCUUCAGCAUCAACUCGGCUUUUUUAAGUUGCUAUUCUAAGCAAAAUUAUCGCUUUUGGCUUUUUGACUUUGGUUGACUUCAAAUUAUCGUUUAAAUUUGUUUUCGUUUAAUUGUAUUGAGAUGCUGUAAUGACGCUCGCAACAGUCUUUACCAGUGCACAAUUACUUUUUAAAACAGUUGAUAGUUGGCGUCAAAUUAACAAAUUUUAACUGUUGGUCGAAGGAAAAGGUAACCGUAAAAAAUUUUAUUCGUACGAAACAGAAAGUAAUUUACCGUUAGCCGUAAAAUAGCCAGAAUUUUAAAUGAGUGUUAGCCGUAAAAGCCAUUACCCCAUUGAUACC
Molecule: messenger RNA, 1787 nt
Organism: Stylophora pistillata
Lineage: Eukaryota; Metazoa; Cnidaria; Anthozoa; Scleractinia; Pocilloporidae
Source: RefSeq, a predicted model, not a curated record